GCCAUUUUGGCUCAAAUCAGGAAGUACGGCUUGCCCUGUUUGAGAUAACAAUGUAGAGCCACUAUGACAGUUACGCGUUUGAGUUUCACGAGAAAAGUUCUGGUCACCAGCAACGACGAGAGCACGGUAACUGGUCUCAAAACUUGGACAAGAUAGCAUAAGGAUGGUGCGGGUGGUGUUUCUGCAUCCAGACCUCGGUAUAGGUGGAGCAGAGCGUCUGGUUGUUGAUGCAGCAGUUGCCCUUAAAUCGAAGGGAUGUAAUGUCCAAAUCAUGACUGCCCAUUAUGACCCCUCGCACUGUUUCUCUGAAACCCUUGACCCAGACCUACCUGUGCUUUGUGUGGGAGACUGGUUGCCUACCAGUGUUUUGGGUUACCUCCAUGCCCUUUGUGCUUACCUGAGAAUGAUUUAUGUGGCAGUCUACUUGGUGUUCCUCAGCGGACUGGAGUAUGAUGUCAUCUUCUGUGAUCAGGUGUCCGUGUGUAUUCCAGUGUUGAGACUGGCCCGUCACAGAAAGAAAGUUUUGUUCUACUGUCACUUUCCAGACCAGCUGUUGACUCAAAGAAAAUCAUCAAUCAAAAAGCUUUACCGUGCUCCCAUCGACUUUCUGGAGGAGCACACCACUGGCAUGGCUGAUAUGAUUCUGGUGAACAGCCAGUUCACCGCAGGAGUCUUCAGGGAGACCUUUCAGAGUCUUAAAGGGAUCCAAACAGACGUCCUCUAUCCCUCCCUCAACACAUGCACCUUUGACCAGCCGCCCACUGAAUCGCAAGGGUUGUGGGGGCUGCUCCCUGAGGAAACCUCCCACCUGUUCCUCUCGCUCAACCGAUACGAGCGAAAGAAGAACCUGGGACUGGCACUGCGGGCUAUGGCGGCUCUGAGGAGCAUCCUUCCUCCGGGCCGGCGGGCGGGCGUUCACCUGGUGGUGGCAGGGGGCUAUGACGACCGGGUGAGCGAGAACGUGGAGCACUAUGGCGAGCUGAAAGAGCUGGCAUCUCAACUCCACGUAGAGGACUGCGUCACUUUCUUGCGCUCUCCCUCGGACUCCGUCAAGGUGGCGCUGCUGCGGGGCAGCCACGCCGUACUCUAUACACCGAGCAGGGAGCAUUUUGGGAUCGUUCCCGUUGAGGCCAUGUACUGCUGUUGCCCCGUUAUCGCCGUCAACUCCGGGGGGCCUCUGGAGAGCGUGGCAGAUGGCGAAACAGGCUUCCUGUGCGAGCCCACGGCCGAGGCCUUCUCUAAGGCCAUGCAGAGGCUUGUCGUGGAGCCGCAGCUGCGCAGGGACAUGGGACAAGCUGGCAGGAAGAGGGUGCAAGAUAAAUUCUCACUUGAGGCUUUUUCACAACAGCUCCACGGGUACGUUGUCACCCUAAGCCAGUGACACUGAGAGUGAAUUUUUUUUCAGGGGGGGUGCUGGUUGGGGAGCGGGAAGCUGACUUUGUGUCUGUGUGAAGUAUCGGGUGGUUGCAGUAUUACUGUAUGAAGAUUUAAGAGGACAAUUCAUCAAUGUUAUUGUGGAAACGUUGCUGAGGAACAGACCUCUAUACCAAUUAUGAAGAAAAUAAAGUGUUUCUAUACUAUGUUGGCUUGUGUACAUGUGGCACGGCAACCAAAAAAUAUUGAUUAAUACAGUGAAAUGUUUCUUCCCAUUUUGGGCUCAGCAGCCAUCUGUAUUAGUGAGGGAACGCAGGCCGUACGCACAGUCUUAAAUCAAUAAACUGGAUGCUUUCCUCCA
Corythoichthys intestinalis (scribbled pipefish) is the source of this 1735-nucleotide messenger RNA. RefSeq names its product ALG2 alpha-1,3/1,6-mannosyltransferase (gene alg2). Gene Ontology annotation, molecular function: GDP-Man:Man(1)GlcNAc(2)-PP-Dol alpha-1,3-mannosyltransferase activity; alpha-1,3-mannosyltransferase activity. The coding region runs from base 164 to 1381 and encodes 405 amino acids. The transcript is spliced from 5 exons. The record is from RefSeq and is a predicted model, not a curated record. Lineage: Eukaryota; Metazoa; Chordata; Actinopteri; Syngnathiformes; Syngnathidae. Gene Ontology annotation, cellular component: endomembrane system.